AUGUCAAACGACGAUAAUAACGACCUUAACUCCAAAGUCGCCGUUCUGCUAAUUGGGGUUGGAUCAGCGGCUAUUGUGGUAACAAUUUACCAUUUCCUCGCCAUGACUAUGUGCUGCCGCCGCUACCGGCCUGCUCGUAACCCACAAGAGGCACAACCAUAUGUGAAUGGAACUUCAGGAAACAGCAUUGAGUGUUCUAGAGCACAACUCAUCCCAGCCUAUAAUUACCAAAGCGGUAUGGGCUUGAUCGGUGAUGACGGAACUUGUGCGAUUUGCUUGAGCGAAUUUGAAGAAGGUGAGGAACUACGUACAUUGCCUCUGUGCUUACAUUCUUACCAUGCGGCUUGCAUCGAUAUGUGGCUCUACUCACACUCCAAUUGCCCCAUGUGUCGGACCGACGCCACGCCUUCUCCACAAGUGUUUUUGAACGCCAGGGUUUUAGGCCAGUUUAGUUAUUCCCCAAUAUCCAUCAUGUCGGAUGGAGGUGGUGAUGAUAUCACCUCUAAAAUUGCCGUUCUUCUUAUCGGGGUUGGAUCGGCGGUUCUUAUCAUCACACUCUACCAUUGCAUUGCCACGCGCCGGUUCCGGGCUAGGACUAAUCAGCAACGGCCACAACAAUAUAGGAUCGAAACCAUAGCAACACAAAGCAGUGUUGAGAAUUCGACGGCCCAGCUCAUCCCGGCCUACAAGUACGAAAAGGGUAUGGGCUUGGUGGGUGAUGAUGGAACUUGUGCAAUUUGCUUGAGUGAAUUUGAAGAAGAUGAAGAACUGCGUACAUUGCCGGUGUGUUCGCACUCUUACCACGUGGAAUGCAUCGAUAUGUGGCUCCAUUCGCACACCAAUUGUCCCAUGUGUCGUACCGAUACCACACCUUCUCCACGGGUCUAUUUGAGAGGAAGGGAUUUGGAUUCUGAGAGGGCCUCUGUGGAGUAUCAAAAUAUCGGUAGGCUACAGGAUAUUAUUGUUCAUUCACGGGUACUCUAA
Molecule: messenger RNA, 984 nt
Organism: Dovyalis caffra
Lineage: Eukaryota; Viridiplantae; Streptophyta; Magnoliopsida; Malpighiales; Salicaceae
Source: the annotation of a GenBank genome assembly